This is a messenger RNA of Funneliformis geosporum, 291 nucleotides long. NCBI's taxonomy places the organism in Eukaryota, Fungi, Glomeromycota, Glomeromycetes, Glomerales, Glomeraceae. The record is from the annotation of a GenBank genome assembly.
UUAUGGUUAUAUUGUCAGUCUAAAAACUUAUGGAAUAUUAAUUUAUGCAUUGAUUUGUCAUAUGAUGGCCUUUAUCGUUGUAAUCAAAUUUCUAAACUAUUGAUUCCAACGGAGAAUGCAAAUUUUCUAAACAUCAUUACCGUGGUAUCUACGCUAUAUUCAUUAUUGGAAAGGUUAAGAACUUCUAUUAAUGCUAUAAACUUAUCUCAACCAUCAUCAUCCUACCACUCCUAUUAUCGAAAGUCAAAUUCAUCACCUAAAAAACUACGUGUAUUAAAAGUAAGAGCUUAA